Messenger RNA from Amphiprion ocellaris (clown anemonefish), 1006 nucleotides. RefSeq lists its product as uncharacterized. Bases 152 to 826 code for a protein of 224 amino acids. The record is from RefSeq and is a predicted model, not a curated record. The transcript has 4 exons. NCBI's taxonomy places the organism in Eukaryota, Metazoa, Chordata, Actinopteri, Pomacentridae.
UUCCUGCUAAAAAAGUGAAGAAGCCAAAAAGGGCUGAAGCUAACUUCUAUCCAUCUUUUCCUACUGGUGAGACUAUGGACAGCCUGGAAAAAGUGAGACUAGAACUUCAGAGAUUGGGAUAAGGAACAACGAAAAGGUCAUCGCAGACAAAAUGGCGAGCACGUUUGCGUACAGACGAUAUGAGGUGGUAAACCAAGAACUAAGCAUUCAAGACUUGAAGGAAAGAUGGCCUGCUCUCUUCACACAGAAAGAGAUUAAUACAGAGUUCCAGAGGAUCACGGCUGUUCCUCUUGAGGAGAAGUUCAUGGCACAGUUAGACAUGCACUCAAGUCAGCUGAUCAAAGUCAUCCGUGCCAAAGGAGGAGCAACACGCCAAAAGACUUCAGAUAUCAUGGACACUUUGGACCAGACUGUGGACAUUAAUCUUCGGAGGGAAUGUGUGCUGAAAGCCCUCACCAUCUUCAUGGGAGAAGAUGUAAAUGACCUCAUCAAGGAAUAUCUUGACUCUGGAACAGAUGAUACUCAGAGGGAGCUGGAGCAGCUCACCAUGGCAGUGUUUGUCAUUCGGAAGGAGGGGGAAGGACUUCAGGAGCCACCUGAAGACAUUGGCAUCAUCAUUGACGGCACGGAAGUACUGCAUGAACUGACUUCGGUUGCCUCAGCUUGUGCCAUGCUUUUAGGUUUGAUUCAUGCACUAAACCUAGCUUAUCCAAAACCCCUUCGCUUCACUUUUGAAGUACUCCAAAAAAUCCUGAUGCAGCUUGAUCAGCAUAAGGUGUCCCCCAAAGUCUAUAAUCUGUAUAGCAAACUUCAAACCUCACAGUAACGAUACACUACGAUGGAUUCCUCCUCUGGGCCAACAAACGGCCUAGUGCCAUACUGUGAAAAAACAAUGGUGUUUGCACAUAAUGCGUUUAAAAAACGUGUCUCUUUCGGUUGUUGGGCCUCAUUUUAAUGCUCGACGAGACUCAACAAAUGUUCCUGAAAACCACAAUUUGAAGUGCUU